This is a messenger RNA of Vitis riparia (riverbank grape), 3146 nucleotides long. RefSeq names its product CRM-domain containing factor CFM3A, chloroplastic/mitochondrial. The transcript has 9 exons. Bases 175 to 2733 code for a protein of 852 amino acids. Gene Ontology annotation, biological process: RNA splicing, via transesterification reactions. Gene Ontology annotation, molecular function: mRNA binding. The record is from RefSeq and is a predicted model, not a curated record. Lineage: Eukaryota; Viridiplantae; Streptophyta; Magnoliopsida; Vitales; Vitaceae.
AGGAUAAAAUACGCAUGCACCUUAGAUAUUCCUCCCCGCCAACGGAUGAUGAGCCAGAGGAAGAAGUGUAGUUCAGCGUCGGAUUUGUGAGGAUUUAAACCCAAAACCCUCUCAUUACCGUUUGUUCAGUUGAGUUUUGCCACAGUUUUCAAUCACUUCCUCUCUCGAUUUUCCAUGGCUCUCUUGCCCAGUCGUCAGUUCUACCCGACAACAACCUCCUUCCUCGACUCGUUCCACAGCACCCGCCUGCAAUUCUUUAGGUACGGUUCUUCUAAUCGUUUCAGAACGCACAGUUCUUAUGUUACCCGGAACACUAUUGCCUCUAAUUCAACUAACCCACAAAGGAAAUCGAAUAUUGUUUUCACAAAUACACCGGUCUCCCAAUAUGAUUCCGGGGGUGUAAGUUCGUCUGGCGGCAAUUGGAUUGAUAAAUGGAAUGGACCCCACCAGAAAAGCCACCCCAAAGAGCCUCGGCCAGUGAUGAAUUAUCGAAAUAGUGAGACUGUUUCGAGGAGUGAUGGUGGCAGUGGUGGUGGGAGUACAAUGGAGAAGAUUGUGGAGAAAUUGAAGAAAUUUGGGUAUAUGGAUGAUGUUAAGGAGACGAAAGAGAAUGUACAGGAGAGAAUCAUUGAGAAAGGAUCUAUUGAGGAUAUUUUUUAUAUUGAAGAGGGAAUUUUACCCAACCCACAAGGUGGUUUUUCGCUGGACUCGCCAUUGGGGGUUGAAAAUAAGGGUGACGGCAAUGGGGAGGUUCGGUUUCCAUGGGAGAGACCAAAGGUGGAGGAAGGUUCUGUGAGGAUAAAGAGUAGAACUUCAUUGGCGGAAUUAACACUUCCAGAGUCUGAGCUGAGGAGGUUGAGGAAUUUGACCAUGAGAACAAAGAAUAAGACCAAGAUUGGAGGUGGGGGUGUUACUCAAGCAGUGGUGGAUAUGAUUCGUGAAAAGUGGAAAACAUCAGAGAUUGUGAAGCUGAAAUGUGAGGGGGCUGCUGCACUUAACAUGAGGAGGAUACAUGAGAUAUUGGAGAGAAAAACUGGUGGUUUGGUGAUAUGGAGAUCUGGCACUUCUGUUUCUCUAUAUAGAGGUGUGAGCUAUGAGGUUCCAGUCCAACUGAACAAAAGGGUGUAUAAAAAAAAUGAGACUUCCCACAGCUCCUUUUCCUCUAUCACCCCUAAUUCCUUUGCAAUUUCUUCUAAUAAAACUAGUGGGAAUGCUCCAGCAGUGGGUUCAAAUCAAAAUGUGCAUGCCUCUCAAGCAACCUUGAAAAUUACUGAUGGGGAGAACAAAGACACAGAAUCAGAAGUAAAGUAUGAGGAUGAAAUAGACAAGCUUUUAGAUGGUCUGGGGCCUAGGUACACAGAUUGGCCAGGAUGUGAUCCCUUGCCGAUAGAUGCAGAUCUGCUUCCAGGUAAAAUUCAUGGUUACCAACCUCCCUUCAGAAUACUUCCUUAUGGGGUGAGAUCUUCUCUUGGACUAAAGGAAGCAACAGCUUUGCGAAGACUUGCCAGAGUUCUUCCUCCCCAUUUUGCCUUAGGUAGAAGUAGGCAGCUUGAAGGUUUGGCCAUGGCCAUGACUAAGUUAUGGGAAAGAAGUUCAAUUGCAAAGGUUGCACUGAAACGUGGAGUUCAGCUAACUACUAGUGAGAGAAUGGCUGAAGAUAUCAAGAAACUGACGGGGGGUGUGCUUCUCUCUAGAAACAAGGACUUCUUGGUCUUCUAUAGGGGAAAGAAUUUUUUAUCAUCAGAUGUUACUGAAGCCCUACUGGAAAGGGAGAGAUUGGCGAAGGCUCUGCAAGAUGAAGAGGAGCAAGCACGGUUGAGAGCAUCAACCUUGAUUACACCAACUGUUGGAAUAACUGAACAAGUUGGCAGUGCUGGUACACUUGGGGAAACUCUGGAGGCAGAUGCUCGAUGGGGAAAGAGGUUGGAUGACCAUGAUAAACAAAAGAUGUUAAAAAAAGCGGAAGUAGCAAGGCAUGCUAACCUUGUUAGAAAGCUUGAGCGGAGGCUUGCUCUUGCUGAAAGAAAGCUAAUGAAAGCAGAAAAUGCCUUAUCUAAGGUAGAGGAAUUCUUGAAACCUGCAAACCGGCCAGCUGACCCAGAAAGUAUAACUGAUGAGGAGAGGUUUAUGUUCCGCAAGCUUGGUUUGAGAAUGAAAGCUUUCUUACUUCUUGGUAGGCGUGGAGUUUUUUCUGGGACAGUGGAGAAUAUGCAUUUGCAUUGGAAGUACCGGGAGCUGGUUAAGAUCAUUGUGAAGGCCAAAACCUUUGACCAGGUUAAAAAAACUGCAUUAGCCCUUGAAUCUGAGAGUGGAGGGGUCUUGGUUUCAGUAGACAAAGUCUCCAAAGGCUUUGCCAUAGUUGUAUUCCGCGGAAAGGACUAUCAGCGACCCUCCACAUUGAGGCCAAAGAAUCUUUUAACAAAGAGGAAGGCAUUGGCACGUUCAAUUGAGCUUCAAAGGCGAGAGGCUCUGUAUAAUCAUAUUUCAGCUCUGCAAAGAAAUGUGGAGAAGCUAAGAUCUGAAAUUGAGCAAAUGGACAUAGUGAAAGACCAUGGAGAUGAGGAGCUGUAUGACAAAUUAGAUUCUGCAUACGCUACUGAGGACGAGCACACCGAGGAGGAAGGAGAUGAGGCAUAUCUUGAAACCUAUGCUGACGAAAAUGAUGGCGAACAUGAAAGCGACAACUCAAUUCACAAUCACCACAUAGAAACGAAUUUCCCUUAUGAUAUCUAAGAUGAGGAGUUUGAAACAGAAGCUGCUGUGCAAGAUGAGGAGUCUGAAACAGAACCUGAGGCGCCUAAGCCCCAUAUGCAUAUGUCGUGGUCAGGUGACGGGGGCCUCAGAACUGAUAGAUUAGAGGCAGAAGAUGCUAGCUUACAAUGAUUGAACUACUGAGAAGUGAGAAGAAAAGGGAUACAAAUUAUGCUGAGGAGGAAGACUGGAGAGAUCCUCAGCCAGCACCCUUGACUGGAAAUCAUUUUUCUGAACCCAUGCAGAGUUUACUCCUCAUGUUUUAGUUUGGGUUUGGGAAAUUGGUGUAGGAAUCUUCUUGCAGAAGUGUGGCGUAUCAAUUUAAAGUUGUGUGAAUACAUGAGAGAUGUACAUUUCUUUCUGAUAUUAUAAGCAACCAUGCAUUUCACUGACCA